This is a messenger RNA of Vitis vinifera (wine grape), 351 nucleotides long. Its product is annotated as polyphenol oxidase, chloroplastic-like. Gene Ontology annotation, molecular function: catechol oxidase activity. The record is from RefSeq and is a predicted model, not a curated record. NCBI's taxonomy places the organism in Eukaryota, Viridiplantae, Streptophyta, Magnoliopsida, Vitales, Vitaceae. The transcript is spliced from 2 exons. The coding region runs from base 1 to 351 and encodes 116 amino acids.
AUGGAUGGGAGCCCCAUUCAAGUGCUUCCACAGAGACCUAAGACUUCCAGGACCAAGAAAGAGAAAGAUGAAGCAAUAGAAGUACUGGUCAUUGAAGGCAUUAAGGUUCCACAUGGAGCAGCUGCUAGGUUUGAUGUUUAUGUGGCUAAACCUAUGGAGGGUCAAGUAGGUCCAGAUGUGGGAGAACUGGCUGGUAGUUUUGUGAACCUUCCCCAUGCACACUACAAGUUUCAUAUCAAGAAGCCCAAGUCACGCCUUGAGCUUGGAAUAAUAUCAUUGGUGGAAGAUAUUGAGGCUGAAUCCUCAGAAAAGUUGGUUGUUAUCAUUUUGCCUCGAAUGGGAGAGGUGUGA